This is a messenger RNA of Phialemonium atrogriseum, 1326 nucleotides long. RefSeq names its product guanine nucleotide-binding protein alpha-2 subunit. NCBI's taxonomy places the organism in Eukaryota, Fungi, Ascomycota, Sordariomycetes, Cephalothecales, Cephalothecaceae. The record is from RefSeq and is a predicted model, not a curated record. Bases 170 to 1234 code for a protein of 354 amino acids. The transcript is spliced from 5 exons. Gene Ontology annotation, molecular function: G-protein beta/gamma-subunit complex binding; GTP binding; G protein-coupled receptor binding. Gene Ontology annotation, biological process: G protein-coupled receptor signaling pathway. Gene Ontology annotation, cellular component: heterotrimeric G-protein complex.
CGAACCACCAUCGUUGCCGUCGCCGUCGCAGGUGCCGUCGGUCCAUAUUUCAACCCUCGAACCUCCGCCGAACUCCCCCUUUUUCGCCCCCCUGCCGCGUUAGAGCACGCGAAACCGAACUUCCCUCGGUCGCACGACCCCAAUUCUUCCCAAUCAUCGGAGCAGCAAGAUGUGUUUCGGUGGCCGAGACAAAGGAGAUGGUGCCGGGGCGGCCCGGUCACACGAGCUCGACAAGAUGAUUCGCGCCGACGAGAAGCGGAUGGCCAAGGAAGUGAAGCUACUGCUACUCGGUGCCGGCGAGUCGGGCAAGUCGACGAUUCUAAAGCAGAUGAGGUUGAUCUAUUCACAAGGAUUCAGCAAGAACGAGAGGCUGGAGUGGAAACCCGUCGUGUUCAACAAUGUCGUUCAAGCAUUUCGCCUAAUCUCGGAUGCUAUGAACGAGCUGGGCAUCAAGUUCGAGAACGAGGAUAACGAGAACAUGGCGCACAUCAUGGUCGACUACGAGAUGAACCCAAACGAACCCCUCCCCCUGGAUUAUCUGGAGCCUAUCAAGAACCUGUGGGUCGACAGCGGUGUCAAGGCUGCUAUCGCGAAGGGUAACGAAUUUGCGCUCCAUGAUAACCUGGACUACUUCUGCGAGGACAUAGACCGUCUUUGGGACAGAGGAUAUGUGCCCACAGACCAAGAUCUUCUGCGGUCAAGGUUGCGGACGACUGGCAUCACAGAGACCAUCUUUGACCUCGGCCAGUUGUCAUACCGGAUGUUUGACGUUGGCGGCCAACGGUCAGAGAGAAAGAAGUGGAUUCAUUGCUUCGAGAAUGUCAACUGUCUUCUCUUCCUCGUCGCCAUAUCCGGCUAUGACCAAUGCCUCGUUGAGGAUAAGGAUGGCAACCAAAUGAACGAGGCCCUCAUGCUCUGGGAGUCGAUCGCCAACUCCCAUUGGUUCGCCAAAUCCGCCCUCAUCAUCUUCCUCAACAAGAUGGAUCUCUUCAAGGAGAAACUUCCAAGGAGUCCCAUAACGCAAUAUGGGUUCACCGACUACCACGGCCCGCCCGACGACUGGAAGCAGGCGAGCAAGUACUUCAUGGACAAGUUCCGAGCCCUCAACCGGAAUCCAGACAAGGAGAUAUACGGCCACUUCACGAAUGCGACGGACACGAAUUUGCUGAAGAUCACCAUGGGAUCGGUCCAGGAUAUGAUCAUUCAGCGCAACCUCAAGCAGCUCAUCCUUUGAGUACCCGGAGGUUCCGUCGAAGAGUGGACUAGUAUCUGCAAUGCGAUUUUGGGUACGAGCACUGGAGGCACGGCCAGGCGACUCCGCCCCGA